AAAAAACAAAAAACAAGGGCUGGUACUGGGGUGCUGGCCUAGUGUGCACAAAGCCCUGGGUUCCAUCCCCAACACCGAAGCAACCCAGUGUGGGGGUGCAGGCCUGUCUGACCCUGAAGCCUGUGGGAUUGUUUUGUUUUGCUUUUUUGUGUGUGACAGGGCCUCAUGUAGCCCAGGCUAGCCUUAAACUUACUAUGUGGCUGAGGAUAACUGAACUCCUGAUCCAUCCAUGACAGGCAUAUGCCACCAGGCCCUGCCUUCUUUUGGUUCUUGUUUCCAUUUCGUUUUUUUUUUUUUUUUUUUCUGAGAGAGGGUUGCACUCUGUAGCCUAGGCUAGCCUAGAACUCACUGUCCUCCCGCUUCAGCCUUCUGGGUGCUGUGACAUGCCCAGCUGAUUUGAGUUUUUCUCCCAUUUUUUUUGUUAACCCCUUUGACCUGAUUCUUAUGCCUCUGGAACCUCAUCCCAGGGAUAAAGCCCUUCCCUCUCCUGUGUGCUCUGUUGCCUCUAUGUAAGAACACAUAUUGUUAACCCUCAGGGAAAAACAGGCAGGUUCAGGCAGAACAACCAGGCUGCCCUGCACACAUUUGCUCAUAGCCAUUUCCUUCCUCGUGGUGCCCGCCUUUGUGCUGUUUCCUCUACCUUGAAUCCUUUUCCUAUUUCCAGUCCUCCCUUGACACUCAGGCUUUGCUUUAAUAGCAUCUUCCCAGAGAGGCCUUCUCUGACCUAAUUCCUCCCAUCUGGUCCCUGCCCUCCACUGUGGUAGGGUCUCCCUGUAGUGCCAGUUAGCCUGGAACUUGCUAUGUAGACCAGGCUGGCCUCAAUCUUACAGAGAUCUGCCUGCCUCUGCCUGGGAUUAAAGGCAGGCACCACCAUUCCCAGCCUUGUUUUUUUGAGGCACCCUCUCACAUAGCCUAGACUAGCUUUUGUGAUCCUCCUGCCUCAGCCUCUCCAGUGCUGACCUAUAUGCACCACCAUGCCAGGAUCCAGUGUUUUCUCUGACUACCUUAUUAGUGGGAAUUUUGUCUUGGCCUUGUCACCGGUGUCUGACACACCCUGGGACCCUGGAAGCCAGCCAGGGGCCUCUGGCACAAGUAGGCCCAAUACCUGGGGAUACCUGUUUGGUCAGUUUCCUUUUCAUAACCCAAGAGAAUCUAUUUUGUAAAAUCCUGGUUUCUAUGCCGUCAAAGGCACUUUAUUUCUGUUAGAGGAGCUAGAGGGGUCCCUGUGCCCUCCUGUACCCCACCUGCUCAGUAUCUAUGGGGUUUGCUGGUCUCCAGUGCAGGAAUUCUUUUUAGAGCCACACAGGGGGAAGGCUAGGGCUGUUUGAGCCAGAAAGGACCCCCGGAUGUCCACAGCCCUCUGGAUGUUAGUGUCAAACGAAAACCUUCAACCCAUGGACGGAGGCCCCAUUUUGUCCUCCCACUGGGUGACUAGGGUAGAACUGUUUGUACAAGGGGGAAAGGCAACAGGUUGGGUGUCAGAAAUAAACCAGAUGAUUGCUCCAGCUGGCUCUGUCAUCCUAUCCUGAGAACAGGAGAGGCUGCUCUGUUGUCCGUGGCCCAUGCUGGACCACUGGGCCUGUGAGUUUGUCCAGGGAGCUGAGGUCAUGCUCCCUAGGUACACACUGGCUCUGACCUUCCAUCACCUGCAUUGCUUCCUCAGUUGGGGAAACUGAGGCCCAGGGAUGUGAAAGGAAACCAGUCUACCAGUACAUAUCCAAAACCACUUCCAGUUUGGGGGUGACUGGAGCCAGAAUGGAUACUGUGACCACCACCAUGGAGAAGCUUCGUGCACAGUGUCUGUCCCGAGGGGCCUCAGGCAUCCAGGGUCUGGCCAGGUUUUUUCGCCGCAUGGACAGGGAUAGGAGGCAGUCCCUGGAUGCGGGGGAGCUGCAGCGGGGCCUGGCCCAGCUGGGCCUGGAUGUGGAUGAGGUGGAGGCCAAGGCCAUGUGUGGACGUUGGGACCGUGAUGGCAAUGGGACACUGGACCUGGAGGAGUUCCUGCAGGCGCUGCAGCCCCCCAUGUCGCAGGCCUGGGAGGCUGUGAUUGCAGCUGCCUUUGCCAAGGUAGAUCGGACGGGGGACGGUGUAGUGACUGUGGAUGACCUCCGAGGGGCGUAUAGUGGCUGGGCCCACCCCAAGGUUCGCAGUGGGGAGUGGACGGAGGACAAGGCCCUCCGCAGCUUCCUUGAUACCUUUGAUAUGUCUGACCAGGACGGGCAGGUCACACUGGCUGAAUUCCGGGAUUACUACAGUGGCCUCAGUGCCUCAGUGGACACAGAUGAGGAGUUCGUGACUAUGGUGACCAGCGCAUGGCGCCUGUGACUGUGGCAAUCCUUGCCUGCAUGCAGAUGCCUGUAGCUUAGUUCCCUGCCCUGCCUAGCAGAGCCAGGACUGUGCCAGCAUGUUCCCUGGGGACAUGGGGAGGGAAGAUGUGAGGUUAAAGAACCAGCAGGACCAGGUCUGCAGAGCCACCUGGGACAAAGGCUGGCAUGGUCACCUAGACAGCAGGGACGAGGGGCCUCCCUGGCCAUACCUAGCUCCGCCCUGUGUUGAUGGCAAGGGACAUUUGUCCAGCUGUGAGGGACAGGAUAGGGCAGCUGUCCAGGUGGUGCUCCUUGAGGCCCCAGGUGUGGAGGCGGCCAGCUUUAGUUAAAAGUUUUAAUGUAGUUCCCAAAUACAUUUCUUAUGACAAUCUUACAUAAAUGUUCCAAAACACGC
Molecule: messenger RNA, 2721 nt
Organism: Nannospalax galili (Upper Galilee mountains blind mole rat)
Lineage: Eukaryota; Metazoa; Chordata; Mammalia; Rodentia; Spalacidae
Gene: Caps
Product: calcyphosine
Exons: 5
Coding region: 1756-2325 (189 amino acids)
Cellular component (GO): vesicle
Molecular function (GO): calcium ion binding
Source: RefSeq, a predicted model, not a curated record